CAACAUGGCUUCAGGCUGAAGAGGAUGGUCACACAGUCUGCUAGGAAUUACGGGUCAGAGUGGAAUCUCAGGACUUGGUGGAGCCGGUCCUGGACACUCCGGAGUUUGAAAUGAGUGAGUUCGUGGAGCCGUGAGUGCCUGUGGAUCAAAUGGGGAAUGUCUGUGGCUGUGUUCGGGCUGAGAAAGAAGAACAGUAUUUUGAUCCUGCCAAAACUCCCUUGAGCCCUGAAAAACACUCUCCCGGAAGAAGAUAUUUCAGAAGAAAAUCGUUCCAGAAAGCUGUAGCUGACACUGCUCCUGUGGGGCCAAGCAGUGAAAGAGAAGGCAAGAAGGGCGGCGGUCAACCUGCCAGGGAACGGCCAGCUGUGCCAUCCAGAGAGCUGGUGCCAGAGGACCCCGCCACAAGCCCUGCACCGGAGGGUGGUGUGCAGCCAGCCAGGACAACUGCAGCCGACCACAGUGAGCAGAAACCUCUGCCUGGUGCUCCGGACCAGGGCUCCUACCCAGUGAUAGUUUCGUCUGCUCAGAGCAGCGACUCAGAAGUACAACUUAGUGCCCGGGACAAGACGACUUCAGAAAAAGAUAGUCCUCCCUGUCGCACAGAGACAGAGAGAUAUUUAGGUGAUGUCAACACAAAACAGAGACCAUUCCAGAGAAAAGACAGUGUUUCUCUUUUCCAAAAGUCAGCCAGCUUAAGUUCAGUCUGUGUCACAGAGAAUACACUCAGAAACAAUGUGUUUGUGGGAAACCUGUCAAAAAGUUACAGCAGUAUCCAAGAGCACCGCAGGAGAGUUCACCCUCAUGAAGCACACUGUACUCAGUUUACAAAAAGGAGGUACCAUUCUCUCUGUGCUAGUGUGCCCACGGUCUCCAAGGGCACACCUGGGAAUGAUGGAUGUGAGAUAUCAGAUAUUCAUGUAACUGGAGAGUCAGAGGACAUGUCUGCGAAAGAAAGGUUGCUCCUGUGGACACAGCAGGCAACAGAAGGUUAUGCUGGAGUACGGUGUGAAAAUUUCACUACCUGCUGGAGAGAUGGGAAACUAUUUAAUGCCAUCAUUCAUAAAUACAGGCCGGACCUGAUAGACAUGAACACUGUUGCUGUUCAAAGCAACCUUGCAAAUUUAGAGCACGCUUUUUAUGUAGCUGAAAAAAUCGGUGUUAUAAGACUUCUGGACCCUGAAGAUGUCGAUGUCUCUUCACCAGAUGAAAAGUCAGUAAUUACCUACGUGUCCUCCCUCUAUGAUGCGUUUCCCAAAGUCCCCGAAGGUGGUGAAGGCAUCGGUGCAAACGAUGUUGAAGUCAAGUGGAUUGAAUACCAGAAUAUGGUGAACUACCUCAUCCAGUGGAUUAGACACCACGUGGUCACAAUGUCUGAGAGAACAUUUCCUAACAAUCCUGUUGAACUAAAGGCACUUUAUAACCAGUAUUUACAGUUUAAAGAAAAAGAAAUCCCACCAAAGGAGACAGAGAAAUCAAAAAUUAAACGGCUAUAUAAGUUAUUAGAGAUUUGGAUAGAGUUUGGACGCAUCAAACUCCUUCAAGGUUAUCACCCCAAUGACAUUGAAAAGGAGUGGGGCAAACUCAUCAUCGCCAUGCUGGAGCGGGAGAAGGCGCUCCGACCCGAGGUGGAGAGGUUGGAUAUGCUGCAGCAGAUUGCUGCCCGAGUUCAGAGGGAUAGUGUCAUCUGUGAAGACAAACUGAUCCUCGCCCGAAAUGCUCUCCAGUCUGAUUCGAAAAGAUUAGAAUCAGGGGUGCAGUUUCAGAACGAAGCAGAAAUUGCUGGGUACAUCCUGGAAUGUGAGAACCUUUUACGCCAGCAUGUGAUCGAUGUGCAGAUUCUGAUCGAUGGGAAAUAUUACCAGGCCGAUCAGCUGGUGCAGAGGGUUGCAAAGCUGCGUGAUGAAAUUAUGGCCUUAAGGAAUGAAUGUUCCUCCGUGUACAGCAAAGGACGCAUGCUGACCACAGAACAGACAAAGCUCAUGAUAUCAGGAAUCAGCCAAAGUCUAAACUCAGGAUUUGCACAGACCUUACACCCCAGUCUGAACUCAGGGCUAACCCAGAGUCUAACACCUUCCUUGACCUCUUCUAGUGUGACUUCCGGCUUGUCCUCGGGGAUGACUUCCCGUCUGACUCCAUCGAUUACUCCAGCUUAUACACCUGGCUUCCCUUCAGUAAUGGCUCCAAAUUUCAGUUUAGGAGUAGAGCCAAGCUCAUCACAGACUCUGAAGCUAAUGCAGAUCCGAAAGCCCCUUCUAAAGUCGUCUUUGCUGGAUCAGAACUUGACAGAAGAGGAAGUCAAUAUGAAAUUUGUUCAAGAUCUCUUGAACUGGGUUGAUGAGAUGCAGGUGCAGCUGGACCGCACUGAAUGGGGCUCAGAUUUGCCGAGUGUUGAAAGCCAUUUAGAAAACCAUAAAAAUGUUCACCGAGCCAUUGAAGAAUUUGAAGCAAGCCUUAAAGAAGCUAAAAUUAGCGAGAUUCAGAUGACAGCGCCUCUUAAGCUGACUUACACAGAUAAGUUGCACAGAUUAGAGAGUCAGUAUGCAAAACUCUUGAAUACAUCCAGAAAUCAGGAACGGCACCUUGAUACGCUCCAUAAUUUUGUAACACGGGCAACUAAUGAACUUAUCUGGUUGAAUGAGAAAGAAGAGGAAGAAGUCGCUUAUGACUGGAGUGAGAGGAACACCAACGUUGACCGGAAGAAAGGGUACCAUGCGGAGCUAAUGAGAGAGCUCGAGCAGAAGGAGGAAAACAUAAAGGCCGUUCAGGAGAUCGCAGAGCAGCUGCUUCUAGAAAACCACCCAGCCCGGUUGACUAUAGAGGCGUACCGAGCAGCCAUGCAGACGCAGUGGAGUUGGGUCCUGCAGCUCUGCCAGUGUGUGGAGCAGCACAUCAAAGAGAACACCGCCUAUUUUGAGUUUUUCAGUGAAGCCAAAGAAGCUACUGAUUACCUGAGGAACCUGAAGGAUGCCAUUCAGCGCAAGUACAGCUGCGACAGAUCGAGCACCAUUCACAAACUGGAAGACCUCGUUCAGGAGUCCAUGGAAGAGAAAGAGGAGCUUCUGCAGUACCGAAACUCGGUGGCAGGCCUGAUGGGGAGAGCCAAGACAAUAGUGCAGCUGAAGCCACGGAAUCCUGACAAUCCACUCAAAACUUCCAUUCCCAUCACCGCUAUCUGUGACUACAGACAGAUUGAGAUAACCAUUUAUAAAGACGAUGAAUGUGUUUUGGCAAACAAUUCUCAUCGCGCUAAAUGGAAGGUCAUUAGUCCCACUGGGAACGAAGCUAUGGUCCCGUCUGUGUGUUUUACUGUCCCCCCACCAAACAAAGAAGCUGUUGAUUUUGCAAACAGAAUUGAGCAGCAGUAUCAGAGUGUCCUCGCCCUUUGGCAUGAAUCUCACAUAAACAUGAAGAGUGUAGUCUCCUGGCAUUAUCUGGUCAAUGAAAUCGACAGAAUUCGAGCUAGUAACGUGGCUUCAGUGAGUCCAAAUAUAAAGACAAUGCUGCCUGGCGAACACCAGCAGGUUCUGAGUAAUCUUCAGUCUCGUUUGGAGGAUUUUCUGGAGGACAGCCAGGAAUCCCAAAUAUUCUCAGGCUCAGAUGUAACUCAGCUAGAAAAGGAGGUGAAUGUGUGUAGGAAGUAUUACCAAGAGCUUCUCAAGUCUGCAGAAAGAGAGGAGCAAGAGGAGUCGGUGUAUAAUCUUUACAUCUCAGAAGUGAGAAACAUUCGACUUCGGUUAGAGAGCUGUGAAGACCGGUUAAUUCGGCAGAUACGGACGCCCCUGGAGAGAGACGAUUUGCAUGAAAGCAUGUUCAGAAUCACAGAGCAGGAGAAACUGAAGAAAGAGCUGGAACGGCUUAAAGAUGAUUUGGCAACGAUCACAAACAAGUGUGAAGAGUUUUUCAGUCAAGCGGCAGACUCCCCGUCCAUCCCCACUCUGCGAUCAGAACUCAGCGUGGUCGUCCAGAGCAUGAAUCAGAUCUACUCCAUGUCUUCCACCUACAUAGAGAAGUUGAAAACAGUUAAUUUGGUAUUAAAAAACACCCAAGAGGCAGAAGCCCUGGUCAAACUCUAUGAAACCAAACUAUGUGAAGAAGAAGCAGUAAUAGCUGACAAGAACAAUAUUGAGAACUUAAUGAGUACUCUAAAGCAAUGGCGAUCAGAAGUGGAUGAAAAGAGAGGAGUGUUCCAUGCAUUGGAGGACGAGUUGCAGAAGGCAAAAGCCAUCAGUGAUGAGAUGUUUAAGGCACACAAAGAACGGGAUCUUGACUUUGAUUGGCACAAAGAAAAGGCAGACCAGCUGGUUGAAAGAUGGCAGAAUGUUCAUUUGCAGAUUGACAACAGGCUUCGGGACUUAGAAGGAAUUGGGAAGUCGCUGAAGUACUACAGAGAUUCGUACCACCCUCUAGAUGAUUGGAUCCAGCAAAUUGAAACCACCCAGAGAAAGAUUCAGGAAAAUCAGCCAGAAAACAGCAAAGCUCUAGCCUUACAGCUGAACCAACAGAAGAUGCUGGUGUCUGAAAUAGAGGUGAAACAGAGCAAAAUGGACGAAUGUCAGAAAUAUUCCGAGCAGUACUCAGCCGCGGUGAAGGACUAUGAAUUGCAGACAAUGACCUACAGGGCCAUGGUCGAUUCUCAGCAGAAGUCUCCAGUGAAACGCCGGCGGAUCCAGAGCUCAGCGGACCUCAUUAUUCAAGAGUUCAUGGACCUGCGGACUCGAUACACUGCCCUGGUCACUCUUAUGACACAGUAUAUUAAAUUUGCUGGCGAUUCAUUGAAAAGGCUGGAAGAGGAGGAGAAGUCUUUGGAAGAAGAGAAGAAGCAACAUGUUGAAAAAGCUAAAGAAUUGCAGAAAUGGGUAUCAAAUAUCAGCAAGACAAUGAGAGAUGGGGAGAAAGCUGAGAAACCUCUCUUCUCUAAGCAACAGCUUUCCAGUAAAGAAAUAGCAACCAAAAAGGAGCAAAUCUCUGAAGCUCUUCAAGCCACCCAGCUUUUUUUGGCUAAACACGGAGACAAACUGACAGAUGAAGAAAGAAAUGAAUUGGAGAAACAAGUGAAAACUCUUCAAGAAGGAUAUAAUUUAUUAUUCAGCGAAUCUCUGAAACAAGAAUCACAGCCGUCCGGAGAUAGGAAGGUAGAGGAGAAGCAGGAUAAAGUGAUUGCAGGCGCCAUGAACCAGGCAACUGGAGAGGUCCUUUCUAUCUUCCAGGCGGUUUUAAGAGGCCUGAUUGACUAUGAGACAGGAAUCAGGUUGCUUGAGGCACAGCUAGUGAUUUCUGGUUUAAUUUCACCAGAAUUAAGGAAGUGUUUUGACCUCCAAGAUGCUAAAAGCCAUGGCCUCAUUGAUGAACAAAUUCUGUGCCAACUGAAAGAACUGAAUGAAGUAAAGCAAGUUAUCUCCAUGGCAUCGCCUUCCACGAUUCCUGUGCUACAUUGUCUGACUCAAGGCUUGAUAUCAGAACCCAUGGCCAUACGAGUUCUUGAGAUACUACUUUCGGCAGACUCUCUGGUGGUUCCAGCCACGGGCGAGCACCUAACCUUGCAAAAGGCUUUCCAGCAGAAUUUGAUUUCCUCAGCAUUGUUUUCUAAAGUCCUAGAAAGGCAAAAUACUUGCAAAGAUCUUAUUGACCCAUGCACUUAUGAAAAGGUAUCUUUAACGGACAUGGUACAGAGAAGUAUUCUGCAGGCAAAUACUGGGAUUUGGCUUUUACCCGUGAGACCGCAGGAGGCCGGCAGAAUAACACUGAAAUGUGGAAGAAGCAUCAGUGUCCUAAGAGCAGCUCAUGAAGGGCUCAUAGACCGUGAAACCAUGUUUAGGCUGCUAGGUGCACAAAUUCUGUCUGGUGGUCUGGUCAAUUGCAACUCUGGUCAGAAAAUGACUGUCGAAGAAGCCAUGGCAGAGGGAAUGAUUGACAGAGACACUGCAAGUAGUAUCCUCACCUAUCAGCUUCAGACAGGAGGAAUCAUGCGCUCAAACCCUGCUAAGCGCUUGACAGUAGAUGAGGCAGUGCAGUGCGACUUGAUAAGUCCCAGCAGCGCGCUUCUGGUUCUAGAGGCCCAGCGGGGCUACGUUGGACUCAUUUGGCCCCACUCUGGUGAAAUCUUUCCCACAUCCUCUUCCUUAGAGCAGGAGUUGAUUACAAAUGAAUUAGCCUACAAAAUUCUGAAUGGGAGACAGAAAAUUGCUGCUCUCUACAUUCCAGAAAGUUCUCAGGUCAUUGAUUUGGAUGUUGCUAAGCAGCUGGGAAUUAUAGAUAAUAAUACCGCCUCGAUUUUAAAAAAUAUAACACUGCCAGACAAAAUGCCAGAUUUGGGAGAUUUGGAAGCUUGUAAAAAUGCCAAAAAAUGGCUUUCUUUUUGUAAAUUCCAGCCGUCUACAGUUCAUGACUACAGGCAAGAAGAGGAUGGUUCUGACGGUGAAGAGUCAGUCACAAUCCAGAGCUCAGAACAAACUAAAAAGUUAUUCCUAUCUUAUUUAAUGGUGAACAGCUACAUGGAUGCAAACACGGGACAGAGACUUUUGCUCUAUGAUGGGGACUUGGACGAGGCUGUGGGCAUGCUGCUGGAGAGCUGCAGUGCAGAACUCGGAGCCGCCACAUCCGUAAAAGAGAGUCUCUCUGUCUUAAGCAUCCCUGGUGCCUCUCCUCAUUAUGCUUCAAGUAAAGAAAAGGAUAAAUGUCCAUCGCCAGCAGCUGUCUCUGAUAAAUGUCCUUACAGACAACCUGAACAUAAAGAGGCUCUUGACAACAAAGAACGUGCCAUAAAUGAAGAGCUUUGUAGACCAGAAAACAAUGACAACAGUAGUGAAUUGUAUUGGCCAGAAAACCUAAUGAAUACAACAGCCAUUGUUCAUAAAGGCAAUAGUCCAUCUAGUGUGUGUGUCCCCAAACCUGCAUCAUAUUCAACACAGCCUGAGUUUGCAGAAGGGAGCAUGCUCAGACAUGAUUCUGAUGACGUACUUCAAGACUAUAAAAACCAAAGUGAGCUUGAAACAAAGGUACAUCUGGAUGAGCGUAAUCAUUCUAAAAUCACUCAAGAUUUUGCAGGUAGUUUUUUGACUUCAAAAGCUGGUAGACUUUGUAACUGGAACGAACGAGAGAAUGAAGAUAAUAUGCAGAAUGACUCAUCUGUCUUUGACUACUCCCCCCGACUGAGUGCUCUGCUAAGUCAUGAUGAGUUGAGGCACAGUCAGGGACGUUUCAGAGAUCCACAAGCCCCACAGAAUGUGAGCUGUAUAGGUGAAGCUUCCCCAUUGUCAUUCAAUGACCAAAAGGUGUCGUCUGAUAGAAAUACAGGAGAAAAAUUCCAAGACCAAUUUCUGGGAAUCGCUGCUAUUAACAUCAGCUUCCAGGGGCAGCACAGUGGACAGAGGUCUUUAGAGGUCGGGUGUGGCGAUCCUCAAGAGCAGUGUCACAGUGAUGAGUACAUGUCAGAUGCUUCAGGUGAGCACAGUGAUGAGCCCAUGUCAGAUGCUUCAGGUGAGAGUGGAAAUGCCCAGCCAACAGAUGAAAAUGAGAAAAGUGCAUCUGCGGUGGAAGAGCGCUCCUGUACCACAGUCCCUGGGGAUGGUUCAUGUACCAACACGCUGUCCCCUGGAGGAGCCAUUGGUGCUGAUGACUAUGAGACAUCGCUGCUGGCUGAUCAGCAGAGUGACACAGGAACAGACACUGAGAGUGAUGAUUAUUUUUAUGAUACCCCCUUGUUUGAAGAUGAUGACCAUGAUUCUCUAGUUCUCCAAGCUGACGACCACGAUUGUUUGCACCCUGAGGACUAUGACAUGAUGCAGGAGGAAAAUGAUGGGACCCCUCCUCCUGCUGACGUUUCUUAUGACGUUUCAAAAGAGAAGGAAAAUCCUUUGUUUCCCCAGGGAGGUAGAGUUGAUGGCUUAAGUGUGACAAGCAAAGUGCCUUGUUCUCAGGAACUUCUUGUAGGGAAGGAGAAACUUGAAUUACAUUUAGUUGGCCAGAAACAGUGCAGUUCAGUUGGCUCAGACAAAGUGAAUGAACAGUUGAUGGAGUCUGUAUCUAAAAGGGAAAACCUGUGUGACCUUGACAAUGAUGGUUCUGACUCACUGACUGAUGGUGAAAUUAUAGGAAGGAAAGAGGGCUCCGGGGCCGCAUUAACACCUGAUGGUAGCCGGAGAGGAAGAAGAGAGGAGUUUGACACUAGCCAAGAAAGUCAAUCUGAUACUGAUCAUGGAGGUUCUGAAGAAAGUAGAGAAAGUUACGGGCAUUAUAUAUAUGAUGAUAGUGACAGUGAUGAUGAUGAUGACGAUGACACUCAUAGUGGGGACUAUAGCAGUGAAGAUGGUGACCGAGGAGGAGGACAAGGAGUAGAAGAUGAGAAUGGAAAGCCCAUGCGCCAAGUUGAAGAUACCCAGUUGUGUGCCCCUGCUGUAAAGGAACCCGGGGAUGGAAACCGAAGUCUCAGUCACACGGUCCUCCUAGAGGAAAUGUGCCACGCAAGUGUGUUGCAGCCGCAGUCAACUGGCGAGACAAGUCAAGGCACUGAGAGAAGCAACCAUGUGGAAAUUAGAACUGGAACUGAGGAGGAAAACAAAGCAAGUCUAUCCAAUCACGUGGCAACCAAAGACGCAUCGCUGCCUGGUGCUAAACACAGCACCUCGGAAAAAAUGUUUGGCAGUAUUUUGUCUGACAACACUGGUUUGGUUUCUGAAUUAGAAAGAGAUGUAAUGAACACAAAAGUCAAGUUGGUUCAAGGGCCAGAAUCUACAGAUAUUCUAAAAGCUGAAGACAGGCAUCUUGAGAAUGUAUCACCCCAAAUCAGACCAUCUUCGGAUAAAGUCAUCUGUUCUGGAACUGAGUUAAUAGGUGGACCUUCUGAGGAAAGCCGGUUGUCAUCCACAGUAAAUGACAAGGGUCAGCAAGGGAGCGGAAGAGGUCUGGUUAAAGGUAGAGACUGCAAAAACGACCCUCUGGUAGAUGAAACAUCCAUUCAGGAAAUGGGCUUGGGUAAAGAAGGGUUGAUAGAAGGCCCAGGAGAAGAAGAAAGGUAUCUCAACCCUUUUCCAAAUACAAGGGCAGCAGAGAGCCUCACCAUGACUGACAGGCAAUUUCUCCAUCUAAUAACGGACACCGAGGAACUUAGUCACAGAGGGGACCUGAAAGCAACAACUGUGAUUCUUGGAGAUGAAUCCGAAAGUGUGCCAAGGAGGGUUAGCGUGAGUCCCGUUCCGUUUGAGACUCUUGCAGAAAUAUUUGACACCUCUGCUUCUAAAAUGACUCCUGCUUACUUGACUUCAGAUGCUACAUCCUCCGAGGUAAAGAGCCACGUAGGAGACGAUGCCGUCACAGGAGGACUGGAGACAGAGAGUGGUCCGCUUACUUCUUUAGAACAUGGCGACAAAUGUACAACAGCGGGUGUACUAGAACCAAACAAAAAUAUCCCAAGCUGUGUCUCAGUGGUUUCUCCUCCCUUGGAAGAUGAUUUACAGACAGUAAAUAAUGCAGAAGAAAAGUCUGUCAUUCCCCAAGAAGACUGGCCUCCAGGUGCCGAGAUCCAGCAAAGUGAUCCUUGUAGCAAAGAGAGCGUCUCAGAAGGAAAAGCAGGAAUUGAAGAGGUCACUACAGAAAAUAGUGACACCCCACUGUCACCCUUGCCUCUUAAAAGUGUGGAGGACUGUGGAGACAGCCCCGGUUUUGUGCCGUCUAAGCUGCGUCUGAACGGGGUGGGAAACAGCACGUUAGGUGUGGACGGCUCACUGUUAGAAAGCGGCAGGGAAAAGGAAACCACAGAGAGAUGGCCACACAGAGAACCAGCCUUCUCUCCAAAGCUCCACGAGGGAGAGGUCCGUGCUCCCGAGUGCUCUCUGGCGUGUGUAGAUGAUGGAAAGAGGAUCUUGCAAAGCGUAUUAGAAGAAGGUCAUGUGAAUCUCCAAGACGGGAGAGACCCUUCCGCCUGCACAGACACCAGAAUUUCAAUUCAGAACUUAAUUAAAAGAGUUGACUUGUCUCAGUUGCCAGAUGAAGUAUCUGGUGUGCCCGGUCCUGGCAUUCCCCCCAUGAAUAACUCAUCAGAACUGAAGGCAGAGAGUGGAGGUGAUCCACUCUGUAUUGAGAGUCUGCAGUUGGAACUUCUGGAUAUACUGAAGCAAAACCAGCACACCCCAGGCACAUCUGAGUUGGUAAAAGUAUUAACUCAAAUGGAAUGUGAUCCAAAGAAAAAAGGCAUCGCAUCUGAAUUAUUUCCACCACAACUUAAAAAUGCUUUUCGUAAGCUGCUGAUUGACGGGAAUGCCACUGAAAGAGAACAGGCUGAAGCCUCAGAUCGGAGCCCAUGUGCUGCUUCCGAGCUGGUGGAAGAAAAGCCGGACAGCUGCAGUGACCUUCAAAGCAAAGAAGGAAGUCGCUGUUCCCUGAGUCCACAAACUGUAAGAGACACAGGGGCAGAACACUCUGCUGUGCACACAGCAGCCUUGCCAAGAGGUGAGAAGCUUGAAGAGCUAUGCAGCGAGCCUCCAGGUCAUUCAGAAUAUAUUUCUAUAUCAAAAACAAUGGCCUCUGGUGACAGCUCAGUGGAAAAAUGUUCCAAUGAGUUGCAACAGUGUUUACAACAUACUGAGAAAAUGCAUGAAUAUUUGGCUUUGCUUCGAGAUAUGAAACCCCCCUUAGACAACCAGCCACCUGCGGAUAGCAGUCUAGAAGCCUUGAAGAAUCAGCUUACGCAGUUAGAGACAUUUGAGCUGGGAUUUGCUCCAGUUGCUGUGUUUUUAAGAAAAGAUCUGAAGUUGGCAGAAGAGUUCUUGAAGUCUUUUCCUAGUGACCUUCCCAGAAGACAUCGAGAGGCACUGAGCAAAAGCCACGAAAGUUUGCAGAAUGCCUUCUCGACCCUCAGCAGUGAAUCCUCAGAGAGGAAGAAGCUGAUCAUGCUCGCAAUCGACUCUGAAAUGUCGAAGCUCGAAGUUUGUUAUAAGGACUUCCUACAUAAACUCACAUCCUAUUCAGAUUGGGUGUCAGAGAAAAGCAAAUCUGUGGAGGAUAUUCAAACUGUGAACAUCCAGGAUACUGAACUUGUAAAGGAAAAUGUGAAGUUUCUUAAGGAUGUGCUAAGAGACCUCACACAUACCAAAGUGCAGCUUGAAACGACGGCCUUUGACAUACAGUCCUUCAUCUCUGACUAUGCACAAGAUCUGUCUCCCAGCCAAAGCCGACAGCUGCUGAGACUCCUGAAUACAACCCAGAAGGGUUUUCUUGAUGUGCAGGAGCUGGUAACCACCGAGGCAGGCCGGUUAGAGACUCGCUUACACCGAGAGCAGGAACUCGGUCAUCAGAAGGUUGUGGCAGAGCGUCAGCAAGAGUACAAAGAGAAACUCCAAGGUCUGUGUGAUCUCCUCACCCAAACUGAAAACCGCCUGAUUAGUCACCAAGAAGCCUUUGUGAUUGGAGAUGGCACGGUGGAGUUAAAGAAGUACCAGACCAAGCAAGAGGAAUUACAGAGAGAUAUGCAAGGAAGUACGCAGGCUUUGGCGGAAAUAGUGAGAAACACGGAAAUCUUUUUAAAAGAGAGUGGUGAGGAGCUAUCCCAAGAAGAAAAAGCUUUAAUCGAGCAGAAGCUGAACGAGGCUAAGACAAAGUGUGAACAGCUGAAUUUAAAGGCAGAACAGUCGAGAAAGGAGCUGGACAAAGCGGUGACAUCAGCCAUCAAGGAAGAAGCUGAAAAGGUUGCAGCUGUGAGGCAGCUGGAAGAAAGCAGAACGAAAAUAGAAAACCUUAUGGACUGGUUGUCGAACGUGGAGAAAGACUCAGGGAGGGCAGGGAUGGAGCACCUGCAGGUGAUGGAGCAGAAUGGAACCCAUGUGCAUGAAGGUGAUGGCAGGUCGGUAGCUGGGGAAGAGGACGAGGUCAACGGCAACCUGCUGGAGGCAGAUCUUGAUGGUGGGACCACGGGGGAGAACCUGAACCAGCAGUACCAGAGAGUCAAGAACCAGCGUGACAAGAUCAUGGCUCAGCACCAGGCAGUCAUCUUAGCCACGCAGUCUGCACAGGUGCUGCUGGAGAAGCAGGGCCACUACCUCUCACCCGAGGAGAAGGAGAAGCUGCAGGCAAACAUGCAGGAGCUGAAGGCGCAUUAUGAGACGGUGCUGGCUGAGUCUGAGAAGAAGGUGAAGCUGACGCACUCCCUGCAGGAAGAGCUGGAGAAGUUCGAUGCUGACUGUGGUGAGUUUGAGCAUUGGCUCCAGCAGUCGGAACAAGAGCUGGAGAACCUGGAGGCGGGAGCGGACGACCUCAGUGGCUUAAUGGACAAGCUGACGAGGCAGAAGAGUUUCUCAGAAGACGUCAUUUCACACAAAGGCGACUUGAGGUACAUCACCAUUUCUGGAAACAGGGUGUUAGAAGCUGCCAAGUCUUGCAGCAAGAGAGAUGGCAGCAGGGUUGACAAGGACAGUGGCAUCGACACUUCUGCAACCCACAGGGAGGUUCAGACUAAACUGGACCAGGCUACACACCGCUUCCGGUCUCUCUACUCUAAGUGCAGCGCUCUUGGGAAUAACCUGAAAGACCUGGUGGGCAAACACCGACACUAUGAGGACGCUUCGUGUGCGCUUCUUUCCGGGCUGCAGGCCUGUGAGGCCAAAGCAAGCAAACACCUACUUGAGCCCAUUGCUGUGGACCCCAAAAAUCUGCAGAGGCAGUUAGAGGAGACCAAGGCUUUGCAAGGGCAGAUAUCAAGUCAGCAGGUUGCUGUGGAGAAGCUGAAGAAGACAGCAGAAGUUCUCUUGGGUGCCAAGGGCUCCUUGCUUCCUGCCAAGAAUGACAUCCAGAAGACCCUGGAUGACAUUGUCGGGAGGUAUGAUGAUCUGUCCAAGUCUGUGAAUGAACGGAAUGAAAAGCUUCAGAUAACACUGACCCGCUCACUGAGUGUGCAGGACGGCUUGGAUGAGAUGCUGGACUGGAUGGGAAGUGUGGAGAGCUCACUGGUCAAGCAAGGUCAAGUGCCCCUAAACUCUGCGGCUCUUCAGGACCUCAUCAGUAAAAACAUUAUGUUGGAGCAGGACAUUGCAGGUCGUCAGAGCAGCGUAAAUGCCAUGAAUGAGAAAGUAAAGACCUUUAUGGAGACCACAGACCCGUCCACUGCAUCCUCGCUGCAGGCGAAAAUGAAGGACCUGUCUACCCGGUUCUCCGCAGCCAGUCAGAAACAUAAAGAAAAGCUUGCCAAGAUGGUGGAACUAAAGGCCAAAGUAGAGCAGUUUGAAAAGCUCUCAGAAAAGCUCCAGGUGUUUCUAGAGACACAGAGCCAGGCACUCACGGAGGUGGACAUGCCAGGAAAAGAUGUUCCGGAGCUGUCUCAGUAUAUGCAGGAAUCCACUACAAAAUUCUUAGAACACAAGAAAGAUCUCGAAGCUUUGCACAGCCUCCUGAAAGAGAUAUCCAGCCAUGGCUUGCCAGGGGACAAAGCUCUGGUGUUUGAGAAAACAAAUAAUUUGUCAAAGAAAUUCAAAGAACUGGAGGAUACCAUCCAAGAAAAAAAAGACGCUAUCGGCUCUUGCCAGGAGCAACUGAGUGCUUUCCAAGUCCUUGCUCAGUCACUGAAGUCCUGGAUAAAAGAAACAGCAAAGCAGGUUCCCGUCGUGAAGCCUUCUUUGGGAGCAGAGGACUUAGGAAAAUCUCUGGAAGAAACUAAGAAAUUACAAGAAAAGUGGCGUUUGAAAGCCCCAGAAAUUCAUACAGCAAACAACAGUGGGGUCUCACUAUGUAACCUGAUAAGUGCGCUGACCACCCCUGCCAAGGCCAUAGCAGCAGUCAAAUCAGGUGGAGUAAUACUAAAUGGUGAAGGAACAGACACAAAUACUCAGGAUUUCUUGGCAAAUAAAGGGUUAACAUCUAUUAAAAAGGACAUGACUGACAUAAGCCACAGCUACGAAGACCUUGGCCUGUUACUCAAGGAUAAGAUAACUGAACUGAAUACUAAGCUCUCCAAGUUGCAAAAGGCUCAGGAAGAAUCGAGUGCGAUGAUGCAGUGGUUGGAGAAAAUGAACAAAACUGCCAGCAAAUGGCAGCAGACGCCCACGCCCACAGACACCGAAUCCGUGAAGACGCAAGUCGAGCAGAAUAAGUCCUUUGAGGCGGAACUAAAGCAAAACGUAAACAAAGUGCAAGAACUGAAAGACAAACUGACUGAGCUACUGAAGGAGAACCCAGAGGCUCCCGAGGCCCCCGCCUGGAGACAGAUGCUGACGGAGAUGGAUACUAAGUGGCAAGAGCUCAACCAGAUAACAGUUGAUAGGCAACAGAAGCUGGAAGAAUCCUCCAAUAAUCUAACCCAGUUCCAGACCACAGAGGCCCAGCUAAAGCAGUGGCUUUUGGAGAAAGAACUGAUGGUCAGUGUUCUUGGACCCUUAUCCAUCGACCCGAAUAUGUUGAACACACAGAGGCAGCAGGUGCAGAUUCUACUUCAAGAAUUCGACACUCGGAAACAUCAAUACGAACAGCUCACAGCUGCUGGCCGGGGCAUCCUGAGCAGACCUGGGGAAGACCCUUCUUUACAUGGGAUCGUGAACGAACAACUGGCAGCUGUGACCCAGAAGUGGGACAACCUGACGGGACAACUGAGGGACAGGUGUGACUGGAUUGACCAGGCUAUCGUCAAAAGCACGCAGUAUCAGGGCCUCCUGAGAAGCCUUUCGGGUACCCUGAGUGAGCUGGAUGACAGACUCAGCAGCAGCCUCACCGCCGGCACACUGCCUGAUGCUGUGAACCAGCAGCUGGAAGCGGCCCAGAAGCUGAAGCAGGAAAUCAAAGAGCAAAGCCCACACAUCAGGACAGCCCAGACACUCUGUGAGGACCUGUCCGCGCUGGUCAAAGAGGGCUACUUGAAAGCAGAACUGAGCAGGCAACUGGAAGGCGUUGUAAAAUCGUUCAAGGAUAUCGAACAAAAGACAGAGAAUCAUGUUCAGCACCUUCAGUCAGCCUGUGCGAGCUCUCACCAGUUUCAGCAAAUGUCUAAGGAUUUUCAGGCUUGGCUGGACACCAAGAAGGAGGAACAAAGAAACUCUCCCCCCAUAUCAGCCAGAUUCAAUGUCUUGGAGUCAUUGCUUAAAGCUCAGAAAGAAUUCAGCAAAACUUCCACCGAGCAGUCUAACAUUUACGAGAAAACCAUUGCAGAAGGUGAAAACCUGUUAUUAAAAACACAGGGGGCGGAGAAGGCAGCCUUACAGUUACAGCUCAACACGAUGAAAACCGACUGGGACCGAUUCCGAAAGCAGGUGAGCGAAAGGGAAGAGAAACUGAAAGACGCGCUGGAGAAAGCCCUCAAGUACAGAGAGCAGGUGGAAACUCUGCAGCCGUGGGUAGACAGAUGUCAGCAGAGUCUGGACAGAGUGAAGUUCUGCUUGGAUCCCAGUGAGACGGAGAAUUCCAUUGCCGAGCUGAAGUCCCUGCAGAAGGAAAUGGACCACCACUUCGGAAUGGUGGAAUUACUGAACAACGCAGCCAAUAGCCUACUCAGUGUCUGUGAGGUGGAUAAAGAGGUGGUUACGAAUGAAAAUAAGGCAUUGAUCCAGAAGGUAGACAGGGUCACCGAACAGCUUCAAAGUAAGAAAGUCUCCCUAGAGAACAUGGCCCAGAAGUUUAAAGACUUCCAGGAAGUCUCCAAAGAAGCUGAAAGGCAGCUCCUAGGGGCAAAAGAACAACUGGAUGUCCAUCACUCCCUAGGACCCCAGGCACACAGUAACAAGCACCUGACCAUGCUACAGGCUCAGCAGAAGUCACUGCAGACCCUGAAGCAUCAGGUAGACUUGGCAAAAAGGCUCGCCCAGGACCUGGUGAUGGAAGCCACAGAACCAAAGGGAACCUCCGACAUUUUGUUGCAAGCAGAAGCCUUAGCUGAAGAGCAUAAAAACCUGAGCCAGCAAGUGGAUGAAAAGUGUUCUUUCCUCGAAACCAAGCUGCAGGGUAUCGGACACUUCCAGAACACCAUCCGAGAGAUGUUUUCUCAGUUCACAGAGUUUGAUGAUGAGCUGGAUAGCAUGGCUCCAGUGGGCAGAGAUGCAGAAACGCUCCAAAAGCAGAAGGCGUCUAUACAGGCCUUCCUGAAGAAGCUGGAAGCCCUCAUAGCCAGCAACGACAACGCAAAUAAGACCUGCAAGAUGAUGCUAGCCACAGAAGAAACCUCUCCUGACCUUGUUGGAAUCAAAAGGGACUUAGAAGCCUUGAGCAAACAGUGCAACAAGUUGCUAGACCGAGCGAAAGCCAGAGAGGAGCAGGUGGAAGGUGCGACUGAGCGGCUGGAAGAGUUCUACCGCAAACUGGAAGAGUUCUCAACUCUGCUCCAGAAGGCUGAGGACCACGAAGAAUCGCAAGGGCCCGUGGGGACAGAAACGGAGACAAUUAACCAGCAGCUUGACGUAUUUAAGGUGUUCCAGAAAGAAGAAAUUGAAGCCUUGCAGGCGAAGCAGCAAGAUGUGAACUGGUUAGGGCAAGGCCUCAUCCAGAGCGCAGCUGCAAACACCUGCACCCAAGGUUUGGAGCAUGACCUGGAUGAUGUCAAUGCACGGUGGAAAACGCUCAAUAAGAAGGUGGCUCAGCGCGCAGCCCAGCUGCAGGAGGCCCUGCUCCACUGUGGGAGGUUCCAGGACGCCCUGGAGUCCCUGCUCAGCUGGAUGGCAGACACCGAGGACCUUGUGGCCAAUCAGAAGCCUCCAUCGGCUGAAUUCAAAGUGGUGAAAGCCCAGAUACAAGAGCAAAAGCUUCUGCAGAGACUGCUGGAAGACCGGAAGUCCACUGUGGAGGUGAUCAAACGAGAAGGAGAGAAAAUCGCUGCUUCUGCAGAGCCCGCAGACAAAGUGAAGCUGUCAAGGCAGCUGAGCCUCUUGGACAGCAGAUGGGAGGCCCUGCUUAGCAGAGCUGAAGCAAGGAACCGCCAGCUGGAAGGCAUCUCGGUGGUAGCGCAGGAGUUUCACGAGGCCUUGGAACCGCUGAACGAGUGGCUCACGGCCAUAGAAAAGAGACUGGCAAACUCUGAGCCCAUAGGAACCCAGGCACCGAAGCUGGAGGAGCAGAUUGCACAGCACAAAGCUUUAGAGGAUGACAUCAUCAAUCACAAUAAACAUUUACACCAGGCUGUUAGCAUCGGCCAGUCCUUAAAGGUUCUGAGCUCCAGGGAGGAUAAAGACAUGGUGCAGAGUAAACUAGACUGCUCUCAAGUGUGGUACUUUGAGAUUCAAGAGAAAAGUCACAGCAGGUCUGAGCUCCUCCAGCAGGCCUUGUGUAAUGCUAAGAUUUUUGGGGAAGACGAAGUUGAGCUGAUGAACUGGCUGAAUGAAGUGCAUGGCAAACUGAGCAAGCUGUCAGUCCAGGAUCACAGCACUGAGGCCCUGUGGAAACAGCAGUCUGAACUCCGGGUGCUGCAAGAGGACAUCCUCCUCAGGAAACAGAGUGUAGAUCAGGCUCUGCUGAAUGGCUUAGAGCUGCUCAAACAAACCACAGGUGAUGAAGUUUUAAUAAUUCAAGAUAAGUUGGAAGCCAUUAAAGCACGGUACAGUGACAUCACCAAGUUGAGCGCCGAUGUAGCGAAGACCCUGGAACACGCUCUACAGCUUGCCACCCAGCUGCAGUCCACGCACGAGGAGCUGUGCCGCUGGCUGGACGGGGUGGAGGUGGAGUUGCUCUCCUAUGAGACUCAGACCCUGAAAGGAGAAGCCUCAAACCAAGCCCAAGAGAGACAGAAAGAACUGAAAAAAGAAGUUAAGAGCAACAAAGCCUUACUAGACUCCCUUAAUGAAGUGAGCAGCGCUCUGUUGGAACUAGUACCCUGGAGGGCCAGAGAAGGACUUGAGAAAAUGGUAGCCGAGGACAACGAGCGCUACCGAUUGGUGAACGACACCAUCACUCAGAAAGUAGAAGAGAUCAAUGCUGCCAUUCUGCGGUCUCAGCAGUUUGAGCAAGCGGCAGAUGCUGAGCUAUCCUGGAUUACUGAAACAGAGAAGAAAUUAAUGUCUCUGGGUGACAUCAGGCUUGAGCAAGACCAGACUUGUGCUCAGCUGCAGGUUCAAAAGGCAUUCACCAUGGAUAUUUUGAGACACAAGGAUAUUAUUGAUGAACUUGUUAAAUCUGGGCAUAAAAUCAUGACCACCUCCAGCGAAGAGGAAAAGCAGCCAAUGAAGAAAAAACUGGAUAAGGUAUUGAAGAACUAUGAUGCCAUCUGCCAGAUAAACUCAGAGAGGCACCUGCAGCUGGAGCGGGCACAGUCCCUCGUUAGCCAGUUCUGGGAGACAUACGAGGAACUUUGGCCAUGGCUGGAAGAAACACAGAGAAUCAUCUCCCAGCUGCCUGCCCCAGCCCUGGAAUACGAGACUCUGAGACGGCAACAGGAAGAGCACCGGCAACUGCGAGAGCUGAUCGCAGAGCACAAGCCGCACAUAGAUAAGAUGAACAAGACCGGGCCACAGUUGCUGGAGCUGAGCCCAAAGGAAGGCGUUCGUAUCCAGGAGAAGUAUGUGGCCGCUGACACCCUUUACAGCCAAAUUAAAGAAGAUGUCAAGAAGCGAGCUGUGGUUCUUGAUGAAGCCAUUUCUCAGUCAACUCAGUUUCAUGACAAGAUCGACCAGAUCCUUGAGAGCCUGGAGCGCAUCGUGGAGCGUCUAAGGCAGCCGCCAUCCAUCUCUGCUGAGGUUGAAAAGAUCAAGGAGCAGAUUGGUGAAAACAAGAGUGUGUCUGUGGACAUGGAGAAGCUGCAGCCGCUGUACGAGACCCUGAGGCAGAGGGGCGAGGAGAUGAUUGCCAGGUCCGAGGGUGCCGAGAAGGACAUAUCUGCCAAAGCCGUGCAGGAUAAGUUGGACCAAAUGGUUUUCAUUUGGGAAAACAUACACACACUGGUGGAAGAAAGGGAAGCCAAAUUGCUGGAUGUUAUGGAACUAGCAGAGAAAUUCUGGUGUGAUCACAUGUCAUUGGUUGUUACCAUAAAAGACACUCAAGAUUUCAUCCGGGACCUGGAAGAUCCUGGGAUUGAUCCCUCAGUAGUAAAACAACAGCAGGAAGCAGCUGAGGCAAUAAGAGAGGAAAUUGAUGGACUGCAAGAGGAGCUCGACAUGGUCAUCACCCUGGGCUCUGAGCUCAUCGCUGCAUGUGGGGACCCUGAUAAGCCCAUUGUCAAGAAAAGUAUAGAUGAGUUAAAUUCAGCUUGGGAUUCUCUAAACAAAGCCUGGAAAGACCGGGUUGACAAGUUGGACGAGGCCAUGCAAGCUGCCGUUCAGUACCAAGAUGGAUUGCAGGCAAUAUUUGACUGGGUUGAUAUCGCAGGCAACAAGUUAGCCUCAAUGUCUCCAAUUGGAACGGACCUUGAGACUGUCAAGCAGCAGAUUGAAGAGCUGAAGCAAUUUAAGUCAGAGGCAUAUCAACAGCAGAUAGAAAUGGAAAGGCUGAACCAUCAAGCGGAACUUUUGCUGAAGAAAGUCACAGAGGAGGGUGACAAGCACAGUGUUCAAGACCCGCUGAUGGAGCUGAAGUUGAUAUGGGAUAGCCUGGACGAGAGAAUCGUCAGCAGACAGCACAAGCUGGAGGGCGCUCUCUUGGCGCUGGGUCAGUUCCAGCACGCCCUGGAUGAGCUCCUGGCGUGGUUGACACACACAAAGGGCCUGCUGAGUGAACAGAAACCCGUCGGAGGAGACCCGAAAGCCAUUGAAAUUGAACUCGCCAAGCAUCAUGUGCUCCAAAAUGACGUUUUAGCCCACCAGUCCACAGUAGAAGCGGUCAACAGAGCAGGAAAUGAUCUAAUUGCCUCGAGCGCGGGAGAAGAAGCAAGCAACCUCCAGUACAAGCUCAAAAUCUUAAAUCAACGCUGGCAGGAUAUUUUGGAAAAAACAGAUCAAAGGAAGCAGCAGCUGGACAGCGCCUUGCGCCAGGCCAAAGGGUUCCAUGGUGAAAUCGAGGAUUUGCAGCAGUGGCUGACUGACACAGAGCGUCACCUCUUGGCAUCCAAACCCCUGGGAGGUUUGCCAGAAACUGCCGAGGAGCAGCUGAAUGCACAUAUGGAAGUCUGCGCUGCCUUUGACAUCAAAGAAGAAACGUACAAGAGUCUGAUGCAGAAAGGGCAGCAGAUGCUCGCAAGAUGCCCCAAAUCUGCAGAGACAAAUAUUGACCAGGACAUAAACAACUUGAAAGAGAAAUGGGAAUCUGUGAAAAACAAGCUCAACGAGAAGAAAACCAAAUUGGAAGAGGCCCUCCACUUAGCAAUGGACUUCCACAAUUCCCUCCAGGACUUCAUCAACUGGCUCACCCAGGCUGAGCAAACCCUGAAUGUGGCUUCUCGGCCAAGUCUUAUCUUGGACACAAUCUUGUUUCAGAUCGAUGAGCACAAGGUCUUCGCCAAUGAAGUAAAUUCUCACCGCGAGCAGAUAAUAGAACUGGACAAAACUGGAACCCAUCUGAAGUACUUCAGUCAGAAACAAGACGUGGUGCUCAUCAAGAACCUGCUGAUCAGCGUGCAGAGCCGGUGGGAGAAGGUGGUCCAGCGGCUGGUGGAAAGAGGAAGGUCCCUGGAUGAAGCGAGGAAGAGGGCCAAGCAGUUCCAUGAAGCUUGGAGUAAACUAAUGGAAUGGCUGGAAGAGUCAGAAAAGUCUUUGGAUUCUGAACUGGAAAUCGCCAACGAUCCAGACAAAAUCAAAACACAGCUGGCACAGCACAAGGAGUUUCAGAAAUCCCUCGGAGGGAAGCAUUCUGUCUAUGAUACCACCAAUCGAACUGGACGUUCUCUGAAGGAGAAAACCACACUGGCUGAUGACAACCUGAAGCUGGACAACAUGCUGAGUGAACUCAGGGACAAGUGGGACACCAUAUGCGGAAAGUCUGUGGAAAGACAAAACAAAUUGGAGGAGGCCCUGUUAUUUUCUGGACAAUUCACAGAUGCUCUGCAGGCCCUCAUUGACUGGCUGUAUCGAGUGGAGCCCCAGCUGGCAGAAGACCAGCCUGUCCAUGGAGACAUUGACUUAGUGAUGAACCUAAUUGAUAAUCACAAGGUUUUCCAAAAAGAGUUGGGGAAGCGGACCAGCAGCGUGCAGGCACUGAAGCGCUCUGCCCGAGAGCUCAUAGAAGGCAGCCGGGAUGACUCCUCCUGGGUCAAGGUCCAGAUGCAGGAGCUGAGCACCCGCUGGGAGACUGUGUGUGCGCUUUCUAUAUCAAAGCAGACGCGGUUAGAAGCAGCUCUGCACCAGGCAGAGGAAUUUCACUCUGUGGUCCACACCCUCCUGGAGUGGCUGGCGGAAGCAGAGCAAACCCUACGUUUCCAUGGUGCUCUCCCAGAUGAUGAGGAUGCUCUCCGGACUCUCAUUGAUCAACAUAAGGAGUUCAUGAAGAAACUGGAAGAAAAAAGAGCCGAACUGAGGAAGGCCACUAGUAAGGGUGACGCUCUUUUGGCCCUCUGCCACCCUGACUCCAUUACCACCAUCAAGCACUGGAUAACCAUCAUCCAGGCCAGGUUUGAAGAGGUACUGGCCUGGGCAAAGCAGCAUCAGCAAAGGUUAGCAGGGGCGCUGGCCGGGCUCAUUGCUAAGCAGGAAUUGUUGGAAACUUUGCUGGCCUGGCUGCAGUGGGCCGAAACGACGCUCAGUGAGAAAGAUAAGGAAGUCAUCCCGCAGGAGAUUGAAGAAGUGAAGACCCUCAUUGCCGAACACCAGACCUUCAUGGAAGAAAUGACCAGGAAGCAGCCUGACGUUGACAAAGUCACCAAGACCUACAAGAGGAGGGCCGCCGACCCGUCCGCGCUGCAGUCCCACAUCCCAGUCUUGGACAAGGGGCGAGCUGGACGGAAACGCUUCCCAGCAUCAGGCUUGUAUCCAUCUGGACCACAGACACAAAUCGAAACUAAGAAUCCCAGGGUUAACCUGCUGGUGAGCAAAUGGCAGCAGGUCUGGCUCCUGGCUCUGGAGAGGAGGAGGAAGCUCAACGACGCCUUGGACAGGCUGGAGGAGCUGAGGGAGUUUGCUAACUUCGAUUUUGAUAUCUGGCGUAAAAAAUACAUGCGGUGGAUGAAUCAUAAGAAAUCGCGAGUGAUGGACUUCUUCAGGAGAAUCGACAAGGACCAGGACGGAAAGAUCACUCGGCAGGAAUUUAUUGAUGGAAUUCUUUCCUCAAAGUUCCCUACGAGUCGCCUGGAGAUGAGCGCUGUAGCAGAUAUCUUUGACCGAGAUGGCGACGGAUACAUCGACUACUAUGAAUUUGUGGCAGCUCUACAUCCAAACAAAGAUGCCUACAAGCCCAUCACAGAUGCCGACAAAAUUGAAGAUGAGGUCACGAGGCAAGUAGCUAAAUGUAAAUGUGCGAAGCGGUUCCAGGUUGAGCAGAUCGGCGACAACAAAUACAGGUUCUUCCUGGGAAAUCAGUUUGGAGACUCACAGCAGCUGCGGCUGGUUCGGAUCCUGCGGAGUACGGUGAUGGUUCGUGUUGGAGGUGGAUGGAUGGCUCUGGAUGAGUUCUUAGUGAAAAACGAUCCAUGCAGGGUUCAUCAUCAUGGGAGUAAAAUGUUACGUUCGGAAUCAAACUCUUCAAUUACUACUACUCAGCCUACUAUAGCUAAAGGACGGACCAACAUGGAGCUGCGUGAGAAGUUCAUCCUAGCAGACGGUGCCAGUCAGGGGAUGGCUGCCUUCCGGCCACGAGGCCGCAGAUCACGGCCUUCAUCCCGAGGGGCUUCGCCCAACAGAUCCACUUCUGUGUCCAGUCACGCUGGCCAGGCAGCCUCCCCACAGGUGCCUGCUGCCGCCAGCACACCCAAGAUUCUCCACCCUUUAACACGCAAUUACGGUAAACCAUGGUUGACAAACAGCAAAAUGUCAACUCCUUGUAAAGCAGCCGAGGGCUCAGACUUUCCCGUGUCGUCAGCAGAGGGAACGCCAAUCCAGGGAAGCAAGCUGCGACUCCCGGGGUAUCUAUCAGGGAAAGGCUUCCACUCCGGGGAGGACAGAGCCUUGAUAACAGCAGCAGCUGCCAGAGUCCGAACACAGCUUGCCGAAUCCAGGAAGACUCCAAGCCGCCCUGGAAGCAGAGCUGGAAGCAAAGCUGGCAGCAGGGCCAGCAGCCGCCGAGGCAGUGACGCAUCAGACUUUGACAUUUCGGAGAUCCAGUCUGUGUGCUCAGACGUGGAGACUGUCCCACAGACACACAGACCUGUGCCCCGAGCAGGUUCUCGGCCGUCCACAGGCAAGCCGUCUAAGAUCCCCACACCCCAGAGGAAGUCACCUGCCAGCAGACUAGACAAGUCUUCAAAGAGAUAGUGCACCGGGCGCCAACAAGCCCUCCCCUGAGCAUUUAUUAUUUAAGUGAAUGAUGUAAAAUAUGAUGUAGAGAUUACUGUGAAAUAUUGCAGGAGGCGAGUUUUAAAUUCUGCAGAUGGCCUUAUUUGUGUAUUUGUCUUUUUAUUUGAUCUGUAUCACUUUUUGGUCAGAUUUUCUGGGGGUAAAAGUCACAUCAUAUGUGAUGAGGAAGAAAGAAUUUAACAUGAACUGAUAAUGUUCCUGCACUGUCACGUGUAGACACACACACUAAAGGCAGUUACUGUACCGACAGGUAAGUCUCCAUCCUCUCCGACAACCACAGCGCUACAUAGCUGACAUUAAGGGAUACCUCAUGACACUUCUUGUUUCUAUGAAAAUUCUGAACAUCUGACAGACAUAGCAGGGAAAUCUUUCUUUUGAGAUGCUUUAACUGUAAAUUAGAAGGAAAGCAAAAGGAAAAACACUUCAACACACAGUUCUUCAAGCCGUAACCAACGGAGAAUCCCAGGAGAUUGCUUCAAGCAGCUGUGGGUCCCGUGGUGUGCAAGCACCUCCUAGCAUCCUUGUUCCGUUGCUUUAGACGCAGCCAGACGUGCCCUGGGUUAUCAGCCGUCUCUACUGUAAGAAUGUGAUGCAAAGUGCAUUCGUAUAAACGUGAGGUUUGCUUUGCUUGGGUGGACAGCAGCCCCUGUAUCAUUGAACUCAUUUUGUAACAGCAAUUUUGCUUGCAAAAAAAGCUAUGAAAUAAAACAUGUCCCUUAACUUCA
Messenger RNA from Myodes glareolus (Bank vole), 23989 nucleotides. It is a transcript of the gene Dst, whose product is annotated as dystonin. Gene Ontology annotation, molecular function: keratin filament binding; calcium ion binding; structural molecule activity. Gene Ontology annotation, cellular component: keratin filament; hemidesmosome; membrane. The record is from RefSeq and is a predicted model, not a curated record. Gene Ontology annotation, biological process: hemidesmosome assembly; intermediate filament bundle assembly; wound healing. Lineage: Eukaryota; Metazoa; Chordata; Mammalia; Rodentia; Cricetidae.